UGAUUGACGUGUUCAUCUCUAAUCAGUGAUUUUCUCGUCCGGAACACAAACAUCGAAUACCAUUUGUUUGGACUUGUAUUUGUGUUUUAAAUGUCUGACUGGGAGGAUGAGUACGAAGCUGACGGUGUGACGCUUUCGAAGCCGCUGUCUGUGCAGGUGAAGUCAUGGAGGCCUCCGUCUCCUCAAAGGGCUCGGACCAGAGACACCGGUGCGCCACGUGCUGAAGUGGACUUGGAUGGCGGGCAGUGGACAAACUGGAGGGAGCCAACAUCAAACGUUUGUGACGGUGAAACCAGGAGAAAUAACAGUUACGGUCGGUCAAGGGGUGGACGCGGGGGAGGUUGUUGUGAUGGAGAGAGGUCAAGAUCCUCACCGACAAUACUUAACGUGGAUAACUCUCUGGUCGGGAGAAUCAUUGGUCGAGGCGGUGCGAAAAUCCGAGAGUUGGAGGAAAGCAGUGGAGCGUCAAUAAAGAUAAACCGGGGUGUAGAUGAAGCUGAGGUGAUGAUCUUUGGAUCAGGUGAUGUUCAGCUCAAAGCCAAGGAUAUGAUUGAAGACCUGGUGCAGGGGAGGUCGUUCAGAGGUCCUAUGGGCUCCAAUGGAAAUAGCAACACAGGCUAUCAGCGUGAUUCCUGUUGGUCAGCUUCUGCUGUCCAGGCUGUGGGCGCAGCUGCACCUGCACGUGUGCCUAUUGACUGGAUAGCACUCAGAGAAAACCGUGAUAAAUAUGAAGCUAUAAAAUGGCAAGAUCUUCCACCUCUGAAGAAGGAUUUCUAUAUUGAAGCGGAAUCUGUGGCUGCUCACAGUGCAGAAGAAGUCAAAAUUUGGAGAAAAGAGAACAACAACAUCUUUGUGGAUGAUUUGGUAGAGGGGGAGAAAAGAACCUUUCCCAAUCCAGUGUGCACUUUUGAGGAGGCUUUUGCUCACUAUCCUGGAAUAAUGGAAAACAUUGUCAGAGUUGGAUUUCAAAAGCCAACUCCCAUUCAGUCACAGGCCUGGCCAGUAAUUCUGAAGGGAAUAGACCUGAUAGGAAUAGCUCAAACAGGAACAGGCAAAACUCUGGCUUACCUACUUCCUGGCUUCAUUCAUAUGGAUGAGCAGCCUUUACCCAGGGACCAGCGAAAUGGUCCCGGCAUGUUGGUUUUGACACCCACGCGUGAACUGGCACUUCAGAUCGAAGCUGAGUGUAACAAAUACAGCUACAAAGGUUUUAAAACUAUCUGUAUCUACGGAGGAGGUGACAGACGGGCUCAGAUUAAUAAAGUGAGAAGUGGUGUGGAUAUAGUCAUUGCCACACCAGGACGAUUAAAUGAUCUGCAGAUGAACGAUCUCAUCAACUUACGCUCCAUCACCUAUCUGGUUUUGGAUGAGGCUGAUAGAAUGUUGGAUAUGGGCUUUGAACCUCAAAUCAUGAAAAUCAUUCUGGACAUUCGGCCUGAUAGACAGACUGUUAUGACUAGUGCCACCUGGCCAACGGGUGUUAGGCGGCUGGCCAAAUCCUACCUGAAAAACUCCAUGAUGGUUUACGUGGGCACUUUGGAUCUAGCAACGGUGAACACUGUUCAUCAGAUGGUGCUGAUUGUGCAGGAGGAAGAAAAGAAAGCUUAUGUGUUUGAUUUCAUUCACCGGAUGGAGCCUCAGGACAAAGUGCUAAUAUUUGUUGGAAAAAAAAUAAAAGCCGAUGACCUCUCCAGUGACCUGUGUCUGCAGGGUAUACCGGUACAAUCUAUGCAUGGAGACCGAGAACAGUGUGACCGAGAAGAGGCACUUCAGGACUUUAAAGAUGGUCGCGUGCGUAUCCUGGUGGCGACUGACCUGGCUUCCCGUGGACUGGAUGUUCAUGACAUCACGCAUGUGUUCAACUAUGACUUUCCUCGUAACAUGGAGGAGUAUGUGCACAGAGUUGGGAGAACAGGUCGUGCUGGGAGAUCUGGUGCAUCUGUAACCCUGGUAACAAGAGAUGACUGGAAAAUUGCUUCCGAGUUGAUCACUAUUCUGGAGAGGUCUGGUCAGGAUGUACCAGAAGAACUGGUACUGAUGGCAGAGCGUUAUGAGAAACGUCAGAGGGAGAAAGAAAUGUAUGCACCCAAAGGAGGCAGAGGAGGAGGACGGAGAGGUGGUUUUAGAGGCGGCUCAGACCGACGGUUCUGAUCUCCUGAAAGAUGGAUAUCGCUGCACUUCCCGGAGUUACAUUCCUAUGCUUUUAAAUAGUUAGGCCUCUGUGUGUAGAAAGGCCUGUGAAGUUUUGGUAAACAACAUUUACAUUCUGUUAAGACACCGCUUUGUUUUCCAAGUAUGCAGAAUGGAUUUAUUUUAUUGUGAGGUUUUUUUUCCUGUUCAGUCACAUUUAUUAUUUCUACAUAUCUAUUUUGAGGAUGAUGUGAACAUGCAUCUAAAAGUAGAUAAUGUACUUUGUUCUGUUGAACAAAUAUAAAAUAAAGAACUUGAACAAC
Messenger RNA from Triplophysa rosa, 2453 nucleotides. It is a transcript of the gene ddx43, whose product is annotated as DEAD (Asp-Glu-Ala-Asp) box polypeptide 43. The record is from RefSeq and is a predicted model, not a curated record. Bases 91 to 2151 code for a protein of 686 amino acids. Gene Ontology annotation, molecular function: RNA binding; ATP binding; RNA helicase activity. The transcript has 17 exons. NCBI's taxonomy places the organism in Eukaryota, Metazoa, Chordata, Actinopteri, Cypriniformes, Nemacheilidae.